This is a messenger RNA of Pogona vitticeps (central bearded dragon), 4852 nucleotides long. The record is from RefSeq and is a predicted model, not a curated record. NCBI's taxonomy places the organism in Eukaryota, Metazoa, Chordata, Lepidosauria, Squamata, Agamidae.
CAAUCGGGGUAUUUGGGCAGAGCUUCAGGUGCGGAGGAAGAAGGCGGAGCCGGGCUAGGAGACCGAAGGGGGGCUUCUCAGCCUGGUACCUGGGGGUCUCAUCACGCCUUCCUGAAGACACCUAGAACCUAACUCGCACACGCGAUGAGCAGGGAUGUGGGCACGCCUGUUGGUGACCCGUCUCUCUCGUUCCCGUGGAGUCUAGUCUCAGCGGGGUAAUGUGUGAGAUGGCCCUUGGCGCCGGUGACUUCGGAGGCCCUGUAUGUGUGAUUGUUAGACUUCGAUGCUUUCAAGUCCAUUUUUUUUUAAAUUUCCAAAAGGAGAAGCGCUGCUGAUAAAGAUUUCCUUGUUCUGACCUGAGGGAGCAGGAAUGUUUCUGGUAACUCGGUGAUGCCGUGCAGGUGUUCAAGAUGAAUCUUGAAAAACUCAGCAAACCUGAACUAUUGACACUCUUUAGCAUUCUUGAAGGUGAAUUAGAAGCCAGGGAUCUUGUCAUAGAAGCCCUAAAGGCCCAACACAGAGAUGUUUUCAUUGAGGAACGAUAUGGAAAAUACAACAUUAGUGACCCACUGAUGGCUCUUCAGAGAGAUUUUGAAGCAAUGAAAGAAGAAAAUUAUGGUGACAGGCAGCCUGUUUGCACCAGUCCUUUGUCCAUUCUGAAGGUAGUUAUGAAACACUGCAAGAAUAUGCAAGAGAAAAUGUUGUCCCAACUAGCUGCUGCAGAGAGCAGACACAGAAAGGUAAUUUUGGAUCUUGAAGAAGAGAGACAACGGCACGCCCAAGAUACUGCUGAAGGCGAUGAUGUCACAUACAUGCUGGAAAAGGAGCGAGAGCGGCUCACACAACAGCUGGAAUUUGAAAAGUCCCAAGUGAAGAAGUUUGAGAGAGAGCAGAAAAAGUUAUCUAGCCAGUUGGAGGAAGAACGUGCACACCAUAAGCAGCUGUCUUCAAUGCUUGUGCUUGAGUGCAAGAAAGCCACGGCUAAAGCUGCAGAGGAAGGACAGAAGAUUGGGGAACUAAGCAUGAAGCUGGAGAAGGAAAGAGUCAGAGUGAGCCAGUUGGAGGAGGAGCUAGCAGCCAAAAAGAAGAGGAGUUUACAAAUGGAGGCCCAAGUAGAGAAGCAGUUAUCUGAGUUUGACAUUGAACGAGAGCAGCUGAGGGCUAAACUGAACAGGGAAGAGAAUUGUACAAAGGCCCUGAAAGAAGAAGUUGAAAGUAUGAAGAAAACACUAAAGGAGCUGGAGGCUUCUUGUAAAGUUGGCAGUAACAAAGUUGAGCAUACACCACUAGAUGUCACAAUGGUAUCCGUAGCAACUGUUACAGAGUGCCUUUCAGGUAUAUCAGUUGCUUGCCAAACAGGAAGUUACUUGCCAGAGAGCAUCAGCCAGGGAAAUGCUGUCAAACAGGCACAUAUGUUAACACCCAUCUCUGCCAUCACUCCCCACCCUUAUGCCAAAGCAAACGGGCAUUGUGAUGUUAAUGUUCAAACAAAUGUGGAGCCAGCUCAACCCAGCGCAGAAAGCCCACAGAAGUGCAAGCUUGUUGGAGCAGCUGCUGAGAGUACCAUGGAAAACAGUGGCUUUUCUGUAAGAACAGAGUCCAUUUCUCCUUCAAUUCCACCACUCCCUUCCAGUGGGAUAUCCUUAUCUCCAAGCAAUACUGCUUCUUCUUCUCUGACAUCUUCCCCAUGCUCCUCCCCUGUCAUGACAAAGCGUUUGGUUGGAGCAUCAGCCAGCAGCCCCAGUUAUCAAUCUUCCUACCAGGUAGGAAUCAAUCAGCGCUUCCAUGCUGCUCGUCACAAAUUCCAGUCCCAAGCUGAUCAAGAUCACCAAUCUAGUGGCCUCCAAAGUCCUCCGUCCAGGGACCUGUCACCCACCCUUGUUGAUAAUUCUGCUGCAAAGCAGCUUGCCCGCAACACAGUCACUCAGGUUCUUUCCAGGUUCACCAGUCAGCAGGGUCCUAUCAAGCCAGUUUCUCCUAACAGCUCACCCUUUGGCACAGACUACCGAAACCUGGCAAAUGCCGUGAGCCCAAAAAGUGAAUCUAGCCCAAGCAAAGUCUCUAGUCCAUUGAGUCCAUUGUCACCUGGAAUUAAAUCACCAACCAUACCUAGAGCAGAACGAGGGAAUCCUCCGCCAAUUCCUCCAAAGAAACCUGGUCUGGCUCCUUCUCCAGCCACUCCCACUCCACCGACUAAAACCUCUCAAGCUGCUUCCCUUGGUUCUCCUGUGGACUUGGCAAGUACUUGCUCAAGCAAUGCUGUUGUAGCUAAUGGGAAAGAAAUUGAGAUCUUAUUGCCAACCAAUAGCUAGUUUCUGGGAAAAGUCAUAUUCUGAGUGUUUGCCAUUCCUCAUGCUGAAACAUUGUCUUAUCCACUCCAUGUUAUUUAUUUGGGUAGUCACAAAAAUCUGUUUGUAUAAUCCAUUCAGUGUACUUUUUGUUUCAUAAUGUGUAGAAAGUAAUACAACUUGUGUACAAACCUUUAAACACCAGAGCCUCAAAGUGUUGCCUAGCAGCAGGCACAUUGAACAAGGAGAAGCAGUUGAUUUCCUACGCUGGGAGCUAACUAGUGGACUAUGACUAUGGAACAGUUUUUUUUAAUUAUGCAGGAAAAAAUACACCGUGCAAACUUCCAUUCCAGACAGACAUUUUCUAAGAAGUGCCUGAGCUUAAGUCUGCAGAUAUGAAUGUGAUUCUCUGCAAAACCGAGAUUCUCCAGCUGCAAAAAGUAGUUUUUCUGAAUCAUGAAUGUUGAAACUAAUACUGUUCUUAAUCCUUUCCAACAGUUUGCUACAGAAAGGAAAUGUUCCAAAGGUGAUCGCUAUACCGGUCUGUUGUUUUCCUCCUAUAAAAAGAGUCAGUUGAUGUAGCUGCAUUUUCAGGUGGACUUUGGCCCCAUUGCUGAGCUUUAUGCAACUCUCUCUUUUCCUGUGUUUAAGAAAAAAUUUUGGGAGCUUUAAACAGACUACCAGUUGCUUCCAGUGAAGUAUCUGUUCCUUGAAUAUUUCUCUCCAGUAGAGGCAAAAUAAGUAAGAUGAAAUCUUGAAGUGCUGGCUAAAUUUUUAAUAUUCUUCAUGCAUUCUACUGUCAUGUGUAGAACUUCUGAUAAAGAUCUUACUAUUACUUGAAAUGAGAAAUAACUAUUCAGUUCUACACAGGUUUUUGUAUUGGAAAAGGUUGGAUCCAUUCUAGAUGAUCCAAAGCAAUAACUUAUACGUUGCUCACUAUGUAAGAAUAUUGUCUAUUGAACUGACACAGAUUUUGCAAAGUUGACAACUGUCUUCUUGGCAUCACUGUGCAAACCAAAACAUUACUUUUUACCAUGCAGAUGCAUAUAUAUGUAUGUAUAUAUAGGGAGAGAAAGGGUAUACAUGUUAAAUACACAGCACUCUUAGUGUGAUACAUUAUUGAAACACUUCAGAAAAAAAAAGAAAAUGAGGGAAUACACUUUUUAAACUACUUUUUAAAGUUUAUCUGUUUUAUUAAUGAAAUCUUGUUUUCCUAGGAAAGGUAAUCAGUAAUAUGGGCCAUUUAAAAAGGGCUAAAGCAGAAUUUUCUCCUUAUUGAACUUCCUGUGCAUUUCUUACACCUUUUUGAUAGAUGUUUCUUCUGUCUGUGAACUGAGAAUUAUGUAUUUUUUCAAAAAUGGUGCUGCUUUGCCCCAAAAAUACUUUAAGAGUGAACUCAAGUUUCAUUUUAAAAACUGAAUGUCUCUACUCUAACCUUGAGUAAAAGCAUUUCAGUACAUCCCCAGAAUUAAUAUGUAGAAACGGACACUUCAUCAUUCUUACUGUACAAACUACAGGAUCUUGUCACAACAUGAGUGCUUGCUGCUUGAGACCCUGGAUCAGGGACAGGGAAUGUGUAUCCCUCCUGAUGUUUGCUAGGCUGCAGCUUCCAUGAGCCCUUGUCACAGUUGCCCCUGGGGAAGAAUGAUAGGAUUUGGGCCACAUGUUCUCCGUUGCUGCAGUAGACCAAAUCUACUUAUAAAAAGAUAAUGUUUCUUCAGAGCAUGACUAUCAGUGGUCUAGCCUUUGGUCUUACCCUACCUAAUUUUCUUUAUAUGGAACUCCUAGAUUCAAGGAUUUUAGCAAGUAGCUGAAAUUCCUGAGAUUGCUAUUAUUAAGCACGCUGACAUUGACAUCCCCCUCUCAAUAUUUGUCAGUGUACCAGGAUUCCCCUUGGCCCUUGUACUGACCGUGUUUGAUUACUGCUAGCAGACAGAUAGGAUAUGACUCUGAUAAGCACACAGUCUCUUCAUUUGUGCAGUAUAGGUUUCAGUAACGGCUGCAUAACUGAAAGCUGGUUGAAUGGUUUUUUCUUAAUUUUGCUUUUGUAGCAGCCCUUAAAGUAUUUCCUUGUGUUUACACUAAUCCUUAUCUUUUCUUUAUGAUAUGACUCUAUAGAGAUUUAUAUACAGUAAUGAAUUUUAUUAGGAAAUGCACUGAGUACUGUAUUCUACAAUGGAUUGUGGGAAGGGAGAAAGCAAGAGGAGAUAUGUAUUUUUGCUAGUAGCCUAUCUUCUAAGAUUAAACUAAGCACAAUAUCACAAAUGGUUCCAACUAAUCCAGUAACACUUCUAGGGUUAGUAUUUAAGUUUUAUGUAGACUUGUGUGUAUAGAAACAAAAUGUUUAAUCCUCUUUGAAUCAAGUAUUGCUAGAGAGGUUUGUCACUGGCUAACAGGAUUUUAAUGACAUUCAAGCUACAUAAUCUAGUAUUAAUUUUCAUUAACAUCUGUAUAUUUGUAAAGUCAAAUGUAUGAAGCAGAAGUCUUAUCAUUUUUAUAGCUGGCAGCAUUAAACACGUUAAAUGUUCAUACUAUCAAUAAAGGGUUUUAUUUUUAUGAGUUAA